GGUCAUUUGAAUUACGCCUGCUAGUGUGCUUAUCGGCUACAAUGGAGACUGGGAUGAUGUAGAUAAUAGUGACAAUGAACGGAUGAUGAUAGCGGGGUCAAAGUCGACGUACAUUGCCAGGCGAUUUCGGAGAAGCAGCAGCGGGUCGCUGCGCUGUUAACAGGAGGGGAUCCCAGUGCGUGUUUCAGCCCGUGUGCGUUUCUCUGUCAAGCCGAGCGAGCGGCAGCGAGGAGCGGAGGGGAGCGACCAGGCUAGCCUAUAAGCCGAUCAAGGUGGAAUUGCACACAACGACUUUCACAUUUGGGAUUUCUGCGCACCUGCAUGCUGUAAACGAGGUGCAAGGAUGAUGCGUCUAGCAUGCUGCACUGCCCUGCUUUUUGUGUUGAAGCUGCUGGCGGGCUUGCCCUGGUACCAGGUUCUUCCGGCAGUCCUGAUCUUUUACCUGGGAAGCGGAGGAUGGAACUCCCUGGAUAUUUUUGUCAAAACGGUUGGCAGAGACUUACAUGCAGCCAGUGUUUUACUGCGAGUGAAGAUGAAUGUCAGACGUCACCUCAGAGAGAAGAACACGAUUCCCAAGAUCUUUGCGGAAACAGUGCAUCGUUAUGGGGACAAAACGGCGCUCAUCUUCGAGGGAACUGGGGAGAGAUGGACUUUCCGACAGCUGGAUGAAUACUCCAACAGAGUGGCUAACCUGCUACUGGAGAGGGGUUUCAAGGAAGGUGAUGUGCUGGCCCUUUUCAUGGAGAACAGGUCGCAGUAUGUGGGCAUCUGGUUGGGCAUGGCUAAAAUUGGAGUAGAAGCAGCUCUCAUCAACUUCAAUUUGAGACUAGACGCUCUGGUCCACUGUGUCACCAUCUCCAAUGCCAAGGCCGUGAUUUUUGGUUCAGAGCUAACUGAUGCUGUGUCUGAGGUCCAUAGUUCAAUGGGGAAGGCAGUGCAGAUGUUUUGCUCUGGAGACUGGGACCCCAAACGAGUCCCGCAGGGAACCGAGUGCCUAGAGCCACUAGUGGCUGGUGCCUCUUCUCACCUACCCCGCCAACCAGAUCGCAGCUUCAUAGAUCGCUUGUUCUAUAUCUACACAUCAGGAACCACUGGGAUGCCUAAAGCAGCCAUUGUUGUGCACAGCAGGUACUAUCGCAUGGCAGCUUUGGUGUAUUAUGGCUUUAGGAUGUCACCAGAUGAUGUGUUGUAUGAUUGCCUGCCACUCUACCACUCUGCAGGAAACAUUGUGGGAGUUGGCCAGUGCCUAAUACACGGCAUGACUGUAGUCAUCAGAAAGAAAUUCUCUGCCUCACGUUUCUGGGAUGACUGUGUCAAAUAUAACUGCACGAUUGUGCAGUACAUUGGUGAAAUCUGUCGCUAUCUACUGAACCAGCCGAUUCGUGACACAGAGCGACAACACCGAGUACGCAUGGCACUGGGCAACGGCCUGCGUCAGUCUAUAUGGGAGGAGUUCAUGAAGCGCUUCAAUAUCCCACAGAUUGCAGAGUUUUAUGGAGCCACAGAGUGCAACUGCAGCCUGGGCAACUUUGAUAACAAGAUCGGAGCGUGCGGCUUCAACAGUCAGAUUCUACCCUUCAUCUACCCCAUCAGACUGGUGAGGGUUGAUGAAGAGACCAUGGAGCUAAUUAGGGGACCCGAUGGCGUCUGCAUUCCUUGUAAACCUGGUGAGCCCGGCCAGCUUGUUGGCAGGAUCAUUCAGAAUGACCCUCUACGUAGGUUUGAUGGCUACGUCAGCCAAACAGCAACCAGCAAGAAGAUUGCUCAUAGCGUAUUUAAGAAAGGAGAUAGUGCCUAUCUUUCAGGUGAUGUGUUGAUCAUGGAUAAGUACGGCCACAUGUACUUUAAGGACCGAACAGGAGACACUUUCCGCUGGAAAGGAGAGAAUGUCUCAACAACCGAGGUGGAAGGAACUCUAAGCAGACUCUUAGACAUGAAGGAUGUAGUUGUUUAUGGAGUGGAAGUACCAGGAGCAGAAGGAAAGGCUGGAAUGGCAGCCAUCGCCGAUCCGUCUCACUCCACUGACCUGGAGAAGUUUGUGAAAGACAUGGAGAAGGCUCUCCCUCCAUAUGCUAGACCAGUUUUCCUCCGCUUCCUCCCAGAGGUCAACAAGACGGGAACGUUUAAGUUUCAGAAGACGGAGUUCCGUCGGGAUGGCUUUGAUCCCAGUGCAGUGUCAGACAGACUGUACUUCCUGGACUCCAGCAAAGGGCGCUACAUGCAGCUGGAUGAGGAGCUGUACCGCUCCAUACUGUCAGGGAAAAACAAAUUGUGAUGACCAGGCUGACCACUACAGCAACCCACACACACAUACAUACAUACACACGCACACAUGCCAACCCACACGCACAAAUACAGAAGACAGUGUGUGAGACCAGAAUAGAAGAUUUUGUCCCCAUAUUCACAAAUACACAAAGAAGUAAUAGCCAUACACAGGCCUGCACACACACACAUAAAUGUAUUCCCAGAACCACUUUGCUCUUUAACAUCCCUAACAGACCGAUGCAUGUCACGCUCAAAAAACACACACUCUACUCUGCCCAUCCCUCUGGAAUUCUCCUCAGCAACUUCUCUCGCUACCUCAGCAAACAAAGAGAGAGGCACAAACCCAGAAACCAGGUCUAUUUGGUAACUUGAAGCCACCCUUCAUGACCACAUGCUCCCUGCCCCAUCAACAGUUCUCAUACACUCCCACCUGUCAACGCUGGUCCAUUAAAACACGUGUUAUUGCUGGCGAGGAGGAGGAGGAGGAGUAGAACAGACUGCCUAGCAUCCAGGAUGCAAAAACUUGACACUCCAGAUGAACCCAGACUUUAAAGGAUGUUGAUGAAGAACCUGGAUUCAGUACAUUAAAUAUGUGGGAUAAACAGAGGGACCUACAUGGACCUAAACUAUCACUCUGUUCAUUGUUCUGUUAGUGAGAUUGUGACAGACUGAAGCCACUGCUGUCGACUUAACCUGCACAAUUAAGCCAGUAGUGACAAACCUGUGAGAUGGUUACAUCUGUCCUCUGUUUCAGGUCAAAUUUUAUGUAGUGUUUCCUUUAACGCUCAGCUCCCAUCUUUUCUUUUUCAAAUCCAAAGGCUUUCUUUUGUUCUUUCUUUCUUUUCUUUUCUUUUUUUUUAAAGGGAUUAACAUAUUUGACCUGUAACACACAGGAGUAAAAACAAAACAAGUCCAGUGGUUGAAGGUGUGAAUUGGGCUCCAGCAUUUGCAGUGCAAUAAUUAGCCACAUGAGAGAUGAAGAAAAAAAAAAAUAAAGCUUUGCAUUUAAAUGUCUGAAGUACACCAAAUAUAUUUAAGUUGUAGCUUCUACAUAUUUAAGAAAAGACAGACAUUUCAAUAAUUUAUAUUGUAAAAGUGUUUCUGUUUUUUUGUUGUUCUGCUUUAUGUGUAUCCAAAUCUGUGCUUCAUAGGCUGGUGGAGUCCUCCUUCUAUCAGCUGCUAAAACACAAAGUCAUGUAUUCAGACUGAUUCAACCCUGGGCUAAAUACAUAAACAGGACUUGUUCACAUGCUGAGCUUGAGUGCAGUAUUGCUGUGUGGCUGUAUUGUGCAGGUUUUGUCCUUAAAGGGAGACAUUGCCUAUCUUAAAGUCUGCAUAUGUUCUUUUAAAUUAUAUGAAUUCAGCUUAGGUGGCAAAAGCACCUGAUCGGCACGGAGUUCAUCUGUUAAUAAAAGGGAUGUUCUGCGCCAGUUUCGGGAACUCUGAAUGAUCCAAAGAUUCAAAGGCGGGAAGCAGGAAUUUGAACUGGAAGGAAUGCAUCAAAAUAGAGGAGUAGAAGAAGAGACAAUAUGCUUUGUCAUUAAUGUUAUUGUCUGUUGUUUGCAGUAGAUGUUCUCAGAGGUUGUAGCAGCAUGAAUGAGCAUCAUCAACCACAAGCAGAGCACUGUGCCUUACUGUGAGUUCACCUCCCAGAAUCACAGGCCCUGGCCCACACGCCUCCUUUUGUUGGACUUCAUCUUUCACUCUCUGUGAGUGUCCAGCUUCCAUGAUCUCAUUUUGUCUGUCUCCAAAUUCCCUAAUGUACUAUCCGUGCAAAUAUGGCCCAAAUCACAGGAGCUCUGAAUAUUAUACUGAAAGUCACUUGAUAACUAUCCGUGGCAGCCAAUGGACCGGCAUCUUUAUCCUGCCAGGUGCAGGAAGUGUUCGUGUUUGUCUUGGUGGGCGGGGGUCCAAUUUUCCAGUGAAACAUUUUUAACUACCAAACCAUACUUUUUUUCUUUUGAAACUCUUCUGGUCAUUUAGUCCUAACAGGAACUUUAACUUGACUUCUAGCAGUUUUAUUUGCUUUGUAUUUGUUUCUUGGGCUGUCAUGUAGAGAUGUGUGUUUCCCUUUUUGCUCAGCACCUUUACUUUAAGCCUUUAUUUUAUUUCUGCCGCCCACCCCAUUCCUUUCCCUUCAUUCCUACUGUCUGACUCUCAUCCUUCAUCUUAUCCAUUUCUGUCAGGUACUGAGGCUCAUUUCCUGCCAUGUCUGCUUCAUCUCAUGAUUGAUUCAGAUAAUGGUUAAAGUAAUUGAAUAGAUAUAUUUCCUAAUUGGAAUUUAUUAAUUGUUUAAUUUAGUUGACGUUUGAGAUGGUUCAGGAGGUCUGACAUGUUGUUCCAAGCACACACACACAAAACCAUUUUCAAGGAUCUUUUACCGAUGUUUGUAGUCUGCCAUUACCCUGUGUGUGUGUGUGUGUGUGUGUGUGUGUGUGUGUGUGUGUGUGUGUGUGUGUGUGUGUGUGUGUGUGUUGUUGUUUUGUUUUUUUUUCCUUCCAUUGCAACUGACCACAUCCUAAGUUGCCUAUAAUACAGCAAGUUAUUAUUUUAUUGUAGCAACAUUUAGGCUACAUUUUCUUUUUUGUGUGUGUUGUUUUGUUUUUUUGUCGACAGACUAUGUUUAAACAUCUUUUCUUGGUUUAUGCAUUGCACUGACUGACGCAGUUGACCUUGAUGGUUGCAGUCUGCUGACAGUGACUGUCAACGCUGCUCUCUUGUGUGAUUUCCCUGUUUUGGGGGAACAAAACAACAAAAACAAAGCCGUUCGACAGAGAUUUGUUGCUGCUUCCUCUGUCUCUCUCUUUAACUUGUAUUUAUUCUUUAAUGAUGAGUGUGAAAUGUUCUCAUGAAUGUCUAAAAAAGAAAAUGGGUGAGUGGUGAUGAUGAAAAUAAGUAAAGUGUGAUUUGUGUAUCCAAAGGGAACUCGGUUUGGCUGUUAUGAUGCUUCUAACUGAGGGUUGCGUUUGUCGACCCUGACCACCAGGGGGCGUGUGAUUAAACAGCCCCGCAAAGAACACUCUGAAGAGGAUGUUUCCAUUAUUUUUAAUGAGUUAAAUUAUUAUUUUUUUUUGAAGAACUGUUAAUUGUACUUUGAUUGUUUUACUGCUACACGUGUUUGCUUUUUGUGUUGUUUGUGUGAAAUCAUAGCUUUUUGUGGUUUUGGUAUAAAAAGAGGAUUCUUGCAUUUUGAAAGACAAUCGAAUGACUGUUUUUGCUUUACUAGACAUGAGCUUUUUUUUUUUUUUUCUUUCAGGGAAACACUGGUUUUAUAUGUUUACUCAGAGCUUUUUUUGUGAUGUCCAAAUGAUUAAGUAUUGGCAGUCAGAAGCUACACUAUACAAUAAUGGCUAUAAAAACUGUAGAUUUGAAAUCACACACGAUACACAUUAAAGUUCAUCAUUUGUUUAACAAAUUUAAAACUGAUUCACAUGUUUCGUUCAGCAUGUCAUUAAAAUGACUAGACUGAGUAACCAAGAUACCUUUUCUCAUACCACCUGAAUACAUUCAUAUUAUUAUUGCACAGAUCAGCUUUAACAUGAGUCCCUAACACACUCAGAUGUGGACAUUGCUGUAACUAUUCAGCUUCUGUCAUUACAGAGAAAUCGACUGAAAACUUCUAAAGUGGCCAAAUUUGGUGAGUGAGCCUCAAAGGCUUCAAACUGUCACCACAAUGAGAUCAGUCGAUGUAAAUCACUCCACAUACAAAUGAUGGUUCACCUCUUAAGGCACAGUGAAGUUUGACUGAGUGGUGAUCGCACAGCCUGGCUGUUUUAUGUAUAACACAUCUGUGUUUGUUGCACCUUUUAUUUGUCUUUUCUCCCUGUCACGAUUCAAACACAUCUGCCUACAUGUGUGGAAAAAGUUUUUUUUUUUUUUUUUAAUAUAUAAUUUUGUUGUCUCACUGCACAGCAGCUCUGAGCACGUGAAUUUUAGAGGAGGUCUGUGAGGUGAGCUGCGUGCGUGUGAGACACACUGAUGUCCUCUUGUCCACUGAAGGCUCGUUGUAUACAUCGUGCAUUUCAAGAAAAUUAGAUAAAAGCAGAGCUGCGAAUGGAAACUCAUUAUUAAUAAAACAAUUUAAAUUCUUCACUUG
Messenger RNA from Archocentrus centrarchus (flier cichlid), 6361 nucleotides. It is a transcript of the gene slc27a4, whose product is annotated as solute carrier family 27 member 4. Gene Ontology annotation, cellular component: endoplasmic reticulum membrane; plasma membrane. The coding region runs from base 344 to 2275 and encodes 643 amino acids. Lineage: Eukaryota; Metazoa; Chordata; Actinopteri; Cichliformes; Cichlidae. Gene Ontology annotation, biological process: long-chain fatty acid import into cell; medium-chain fatty acid transport; long-chain fatty acid metabolic process. The transcript is spliced from 14 exons. The record is from RefSeq and is a predicted model, not a curated record. Gene Ontology annotation, molecular function: oleoyl-CoA ligase activity; long-chain fatty acid transmembrane transporter activity.